This is a messenger RNA of Schistosoma turkestanicum, 3570 nucleotides long. The record is from the annotation of a GenBank genome assembly. Lineage: Eukaryota; Metazoa; Platyhelminthes; Trematoda; Strigeidida; Schistosomatidae.
AAAAAAUCGAGGGAAAUAAAAAACAAGAACUAAAUAGAAAUAUUCCAAAAAUCAUGCUCCAUUUUGAUGAUAAUCAUUUCAUAAUAACCAUUAUACACAUUUCUUUUUUCAAUGAUCAAGGAUUUACAUCAAGUUCGUGUCAGUGACGACAAGAACGAUCAAAACACCGGUACCAGUAACAACAAUCAGCCGAACGUCAGAAGUUCAGUACAAUACAGACAUUCAGCAGAAUUAGCAGAUAGUAGGACACAUCGAAACUCAAAGACAAUUUAUUCAGCACAUAGAUUAAAUGACAAUGUACAACGAAAUAGUUACAUACCCAAGACUAAUUUAUCGCAAACGCAACAACAGCCUCAACUUGAUUGCCAUUUGAAUAAACCACAGAGAACUAUAAAUAUCUUCAAUUCAACUGAAUUGCAUAAUAUUCCUGACACGAACACAGACAUUCGGAAUAGAAAAUAUCAACAACAUGAUUAUGGUAAUAAUCAGUCAAAUAAAGACAAUCGAAGCUAUUAUGCAAUAUCAUCAUGUAAUAAUGGAUCGUGUAUUGGUCGAAACAUUUUAGACAAUCCAUUGACUAACAAUAAAACCACUACGAAUUCUAAUCAUGGAUUGACAAACUUUACAAAUCGACCAGAUAACCAAACACGGAGUACUUCUUCAGUAAAAGAACAAAAAUCUGUCCAUUGGUCUGAAGAUUUAGAUACAUCAGAUUCAAAUCAAAAACACCUGGCCAAUGGUGUGAAUACUUUGAAUAAUAAUAAUAAAACUAUUACGAUAAAUUUUGACGCUAACAACAACAACAACAACAACGCCAACAACAGUAUUACUACAGCUAUCAAUAAUGCCAACACCGGGACAAAUAAUAUCAAUGGUAAUCAUGUGAAUAGCUAUGGAAUUGGUUAUAAUACACACGUUAGAAGACAAAAAUUACCGGAACGUGAUGUAUUCAAUCAAAAUGUUACAAAAAAUUAUCCAUGUUCAAAAAAUAUUGAAGAAUUUCUCAGGCGAAGAUCUUUAUCUUCGAAUUCAGCAAAUUCAUUAAAUCAAAUAACCAGAAGUCAGAGUUUAUAUGCUUAUCUUUCAAUGCGUAAUGAAUUAGCAAAUAAAGCCAACACAAACACUUUGUCUAAUGCAGCCAAUUCAAUUAAACCAGAUGACAAUCAACCAAAGCUACCUCCAAAACAGUCUGUUGUUACAACUACUUGUAAUACUACUACUAAUACUACUACCGAUAAUAACAGUAACCACAGAAAAAGUGAUAAUUAUUCUGAGUAUUCAAUCGCUCGAUCAGUUUGUUCCUCUGUUCCUCAUGGGGUGGAAAAUGUGAAGUCUUCAAAUUCAGUCACAACUUCUCAGCUACCUUCUAAUCGAAGAAGUAUGUCACCAAGCUUCCGAAGAUUUUCAAAUCAAUUAGAAACUGACGCAGUUGUCGAUAAAAAUCAGUCAAGCAAAACAAAUCUCACUAUACAAAUCUUUCUACCGGACAGAACAAGUAAAUAUGUUUCAGUUGAUAGUACAACUACAGCAUUACAAGUUUUACAAAAAUUAACUAAGACUACACAGAAAUUUCUCACUGUGAGACAUGCUUUAGUUGAAAGAAUUCCUGUUUUACAUUUAGAACGUUGCUUAGAAGAUGAUGAAUGUUUAUUGAAUUAUUUAUCAAGUUGGAAAAUAGAAAAUGAAAAUUUAAUCUUUUUUGAAGAACGACAAGAUUUGUAUGGUUUAUUUGAAAGUCCUAAACCUCAUUCAACUCAACAAGCAGAUUCUCGUUUAAUUAUUGAAAUGUGUGCUAUCGAUGAAGAUUCAUGGAAGAAAUGGUAUUCUCUACUUCGUAUUGUUUUGGUUGGAAAACGUUUAUACACAAAUUAUAUUGUUAGAAAAGAUACUGUAAAGCUAUAUCGUGAAAAUUUUCCCAAUUCCGAUCAUUCAUCAAAUAGAAAUUCAUCAUGUUUUUUUAAUUCAAUCACUGAUAGACCAAUCUCUUCAACGAUAUCCGAUUUAGACAGUAAUGAUCUGCAUUCAAUCAAUUCAAAUUAUAAAAUUCAUUCAACUGACAUUGAAUUCCCACCAAAAUCAGGUAGUUAUAGUGUUAGUGAUUUAACUAAACCAAUACCAACGGAUAAAUAUAUGACUAGCAUAAACAAUACACAUCAAAAUGAAGCAUCAAGUUUAGUGAAUCUUACAUUGUAUCCAAUUCAAAAAACAUCAACAGAAAAAUCACUGGAUCGUCAAAGUCGAUUCGAUAAACGAAAUAUGAAAUCAGUGAAAAAACGAAUUUUUGGCAAUGGACCAGCUGCACGUCGAUGUACACGUUCGAUUAGUCAAAUUAGUUCACCAUUUAAUAUUAGUUUGCCUUAUUGGAUACGUGCAAGUUAUGAGGAUAGAAUGAAUGACACAUUUAAUGAAACAGUAUUAUGAUAAUGAUAAUAAUAUCACUAUUGUUUGAAAUUUUUAACAUCCUAUGACCAUACAUACCACGUCAAUUUUUCAUAUGAAUGUAACUAUUUUUUUAAAAAAAAAGAUCACAGAUAUGUAAUGCACAUCAACUGUAUGUACUACUACAUACAGUUUCUUAUCACAAUAUGGGCAUAGAAUUCAAUCGAAACUAAUCUGUUCAGUAAAAAAAAAAAAGGUAUUUUGGAAUAUUUAAAGAUUGUCUUCUUCUUCUUCGUCUUCUUCUAUAAAAAAUUUAACUCAACUACUUUUUGACUUCCAAUAUGUGUAAAAAAACUGUCAUUUCUACGUAUUUAUUUAUUCACAUUAUCACGUGUAAUAAGAUGUGUAUUUUUUAAAUUUUUUUCUUAAAGAUCAACUAACUAACUGAAAACUACUAUUCAUUCAUAAUUUCUUUAAUAUUAUUAUUAUAAUCUACCGUCUGCUUGUACAUACAUACAUAAUAAGUCAGAUGAUAUAUAUACAUAUGUGUAAAACUAUGUGAUUGAACAGAGGAAUUUUUUUGUUGAUAAGAUUAGAUGAAUAUCUUUUUUUCUUUUCUGCUUUCUAUGCCCAAGAUUUUUACAUUCUAACAUUAAACUUGAUUAUUUCAACUGGCAAAAUGAAACUAUUUACAAUUGAAACAUUGAUCAAUUGAAUAUUUAUACGGAUAUAUAUAUAUAUAUAUAUAUAUACAUAUAUAUGUCUAACACAUGCAUACCUACUACUAACACACAUAUACAUAAACGCAUAAACCUGCGUACAUACAUACAGAAGUACACAACUUUAUGUGUUAUUUUUUCAAGGAUAUUUUCCUCUUCUUUUUGUUUUCUUAUAUUUUAAUUAUCACUGAAUCGAGAGUUUAAUUAUAAAUGAUGCACAAACAAACAUUUUUGUACAUAAUAAUCAUAAUUGUAAUAAUGAUAAUAAUGAAAUUAUCAAAAAAAACUGUACUUGAUCAAGGAGAUGCUGCGUGUGUUCGCACACACACAUACACAGAGACGCAUACGCGUCAAUACAGAAGAAAGAUAAGAAAAAAAUUAUUGCUUGUUUGCUUACAAAAUAACAAAUAAAUUUAUUUUUCACUUAUAAUUGCUGCCUAUUUUUAUUAGCAAUUCUACAACUACCACUAAU